AUGACAGCUGGUACAGUAUUGCAAGGAGAAAGUCUUGCAUUCAAAGUGAAUUACGAAGACUAUGAUUAUACUCUGCAUAUUACCGAUUACAGUAAUGGGACUGCGACGAUUAUGGACUUAGCAAACGAUACUAUGAUGGUGUACUAUGCAGGCGCACGGCAGAUUUAUUCCUCUGAUGGAGAGUUAACAGAUGAUCUGGAUUAUCUGUUCGACGAUGCUCUUGUUGUCGAGAGUGAGUUCACAAAUAGCGGGUCGGUCAGACAUUGUACAAGUCUAAAGUGACA
Cylicostephanus goldi is the source of this 284-nucleotide messenger RNA. The record is from the annotation of a GenBank genome assembly. NCBI's taxonomy places the organism in Eukaryota, Metazoa, Nematoda, Chromadorea, Rhabditida, Strongylidae.